This is a messenger RNA of Acaulospora morrowiae, 361 nucleotides long. The record is from the annotation of a GenBank genome assembly. Lineage: Eukaryota; Fungi; Glomeromycota; Glomeromycetes; Diversisporales; Acaulosporaceae.
AUGUGUAUAAGGUCGACCAUCCACCUUGCCAUUCUUUGUCGUUUUCCCAUUUUUGUUGUUCGUGGAGAAUUUCCGUUUAUCGGUACCAAUGGAAAUCCAAUCGCCCCUCUUGAAGCGAUACCUGCUUGGAGACACCUGAACAAAAUCCAGGACGAAAGUGUACCGGGCGGUUGCAUCAAGAUUCAUGGGGUAGAACUUCAACAAAGGAAAAAUGCAUCUACCCGACUUCGUAAUAAUCAUCUCAUUGUUCACCCGGUGGAAUUGUUCCCACAAUUCUGCGUUAUCAAGCGACAGCUUGGCGAUGACAUCGAAUUUUCGGAAGCAGAGGCGGAAACUUUAACAAGCAUCUCGUUCCCCGGAG